UAUGUCAUGUGCUUUUAUCUCUAAAGCUAAAUUUUCUAAAACUAAAUAUUAUUUAUACUGGUAAAGAGCAAAAAGUAAAAUUUGUAAUGUUAUAAGAUUCAAGUAAUCUACAGUGUUUUCUAACAUCUGCUAAAACAUUGAAUUAUUUUGAGCAUUAUGCGUAUCUUCAAGGUGUAGUAACAAUUACUUGUAUAGGAAAGGGAUUUAACAGGCAUUUUCCUGUAAAUCUAGAUAUGGACAUCUAUUGAAAUUUUUCUGACGUGUGUUUGAUGUUCAUUUCUCUUAGAAUGUGUUACUUUGCUGAAACCAGAUUCAAAGGCUAGGUCGAUUGAUCCCCUGCAAGAUACACUUGAAGGUUAAGUAACUACAGAUCUCAUCUAAUCCCAUGUAAUCUGCUGUUACUAAAUGGCCGUUUGUAUUCCUGGCACACCAGUUUCUGAAUGCUUAGGAUUUGGUUUUUACCUUUUGUCCAAAUAACCUCUAAAAGGAACCAUGCGUCUCUUUGCAAGUCUGUGCAUUGCACUUAGCUUUUUGGAAAGAGUGAGCUGUUCGUGUCCUUCACAGUGCACCUGUGAUUAUCAUGGCAGAAAUGACGGCAUGGGAUCAAGGUCUGUGCUAUGUAGUGACCUGGACAUGAACGAGGUACCUACAAACUUCCCCGUGGACACUGUGAAGCUUCGCAUAGAGAAGACUGUUGUCCAUAGGAUCCCCGCCGAGGCCUUCUACUACCUGGUGGAGCUCCAGUACCUCUGGUUGACCUAUAAUUCUGUGGCCAGCCUUGACACCAGCAGCUUUUACAACCUAAAGCAGCUGCAUGAGUUGCGCUUGGAUGGAAAUUCUCUGGUUGCUUUCCCUUGGACAUCUCUGAGGGACAUGCCCCGUCUGAGGACCCUGGAUUUGCACAAUAACAGAAUAACCAGUGUGCCAAACGAGGCGGUCACAUAUCUGAAGAACCUUGCCUACUUGGAUUUAUCGAGCAACAGAUUAACCACACUGCCGCCAGAUUUCCUGGAGAGCUGGUCCCACUUAGUUACAACAUCAUCCAGAAGCCUGGACCUUUCAGCAAGAAGAAUUAUUCUUGGCCUGCAGGACAACCCAUGGUUCUGUGACUGUCACAUUUCCAAAAUAAUGGCAUUGUCAAAAGUUGCUGACCCUGUGGUAGUACUUCUGGACCCACUGAUGGUUUGUAGUGAACCGGAACGCCUCACAGGGAUUUCGUUUCAGCGGGCUGAGCUGGAGCAGUGUCUGAAGCCAUCGGUGAUGACCUCGGCCACCCAGAUCACGUCUGCUCUGGGCAGUAAUGUUCUGCUGCGGUGUGAUACCACUGGCUACCCUACCCCGCAGCUCACCUGGACCAGACCAGACAGCUCGCCAGUUAAUUAUACAGUAAUUCAGGAAUCUCCAGGGGAGGGAGUCAGAUGGUCCAUAAUAAGCUUGACAGGCAUUUCUUACAUGGAUGCUGGGGAUUACAAAUGUAAGGCCAAAAAUUUGGCUGGGAUGGCAGAAGCUGUGGUUACUGUGACAGUGGUUGGUGUUGUCAUGACCACCGUAUCAUCAGAAACUUCUGAAAGAGGAACUGGGGAUCACCUUGAGCAAGAGGUCCAGCUGAGAUCUAGAACAUCUGCAACUCUACCUGGUUCAUCAUUGUCUCCCUGGCCUUAUUCCUCCUCUUCUUCCUUCCCAGCUUCUUCCACUUUUCUUCCUACUUCUACUUCAUCUCCUCCCUCCACUGCUUCCUUCUCCUUAUCUCCUUUCUUUUCCUCCAUUGUUUCUUCAGCCACAACUCCAAGCACUAGAAUAUCUACAAGCACUACCAUGGCCAGCCAUCAGUCACUCCACCCAGAUGGGAAAAGAAAUGUCAAGGUGGAGAUGGGUAGCGGUAAGCUUCCCCCAGCUAGUGCAAGUAAAAGAGAAGAGUUGGCAUUGUUGGAUCAAGCCCUGCUGAUGGAAACGAAUGCCACAAUAGAAAAUCUCCAGGUAGUCAGCGAAACCGAAGAAAGCGUGAUCUUGAUGUGGAACACCAUUAACACCACGCAGAAUUUGGAAGUGACUGUGUUGUAUUCCAAGUAUGGUGAGAAGGACCUGCUGCUGCUUAAUGCAGACUCCAGCAAGAACCAAGUCACCAUAAGUGGCUUGUUGCCUGGUCGGCAAUAUAUAGCAUGUGUCUGUCCAAAAGGAAUGCCUCCCCAGAAAGACCAAUGUAUCACCUUUUCUACUGACAGAAUUGAAGAAGAAGGUGAUUCCCAAGGGUCUUUCCUUAUGGUGAUUGCUCACUGCUGCAAUGGGAAAAAAUGGUUACUGUACAGUGGAUAAGCAGAACAAUCCUUUGACUGGAUAGCAAAAUGAACAUCACUGAUGGGAGACAACAGACAUAACCUGCCUCAAUAUGUCAUUUCCUGAGAAGGACACAAUAUCCCUUACUUAGUAUUCUGGCUGGGGAUGCAAUAGAAUGAAUCUAAUCAUGAGAAAACAGCAGAUAAACCCAAAUUGAGGAACAUUCUUCAAAAAUAACUGGCCUGUAUUCUUUAAAAGUAUGUCAUUAAAGGUAGAGUAAGAAUUGUUCCAGAUUAAAUGAGAACAAAGACUAAAUAACAACUAAAUGCAAUAUGUUAUCCUGGACUGGAUCCUGGACUCUGAGGAGAAAAAGUAUAAAGGACAUUAUUGAGAUAAUUGAUGAAAUUGGGAUAAGGAUGAUUGAUAAGGAGAUGCAUGUAUACUACUGAAGAGUAAAGAGGUGUGAUGUAUUAUGAUGUAUGCAGCCCAAACUUCAAUAUGUACUUGGAGAGAACAAGAGAUUGAUAAUGCAAAUGUGGCAAAUGUCAACAACUGGUGAAUGUGGAUAAAGCACAUUUUGGAGUUCAUUUGCAAUUUUUUUGUGAGUUUGACAUUGUUUCAAAGUAAAAAAAAGAAAAAAAAAAUACAGGCCAGUAGAUCAAAGAUUAGAAUGAAGGUAGGAAAUAGAAACCCAACUAAAGACCCACCUCUGAAUUACAGAUAGAAAUCUGUUAUGAAACUAUUUUUUUCAGCUUGACAGAGUUUAUGAUUAUCAUCCUUUUUCAUAUGUUCAGCCUGUAUUGGAGAAAACACCAGAACUUCAGUGAACAUAAGUGAUUAGAUCAUGUUCCUCAGUUUGUUAAGGAAAGACCAACAUUUAAGGAGAAGUAGUGAAAAUUGAAAAUUGACUCUGAUGGACCUUCCAUGGUGGUCCAGUGGGUGAGACUUCUCCGUGCUUCCAAUGCAGGGGGCCCAGGUUCGAUCCCUGGAUGAGGAACUACAGCCCUCAAGUAUGCCGCAACUAAGAAGCCCACAUGCCACAACCAAAAGAUCCUGCAUACCACAAUGAAGAGCCCGUGUGCCACAACUAAGACCCAGCGCAGCCUAAAUAAAUAAAUAUUUUUUAAAAAAGAAAAUUGACUCUGAUAUUAAUGCAAUUAAGAUGCAUCUCUAGACAGAAUCGAACGGUGCAUGUAUAUUAUUAGAAUAUGACUGCUUUGGGCAGGCAUUUUUGGUAUUUGUUUAAACAUGAUCUUUGCCAUAUGUCCAAACACACCAUAUCUAUAGCCAGGGUCCAAACACAGCAGCUGAUUCUCUUUCUUCUGGACAAAUGGAGUAGUUUCCUUAUCCCAGGGAAAUACUUACAAACUCAACAUUCAUCGAAUUCUCCUUCCUUAGUAGUCCUUCACCUCCCUCCCCACACACCCCUGCCAAUCCUGAUAUCAUUUUACCCUUAGCAGAAUCUUAUUUCACUUUAGCAAUUUGCACAUUUGUAAAAUUGGACACCUAGGGUUUUAGUUUUCAAAGCAUUGCUCAAGGGGUGUAUCCCAGCUUCUUGGCUUCUUUAAACACGUGGGUGCAUCUGAGUGUUCGUGCUUAUGUGCGCACAUGACAAUCUGCUCCUGGAUAAACUGGCCCUCCGGUACUGUCUUGGAAUUCAAAUAAAGUUCUUGAUGUAUGGCUACAAGUUUCUUCACUGUGGUCAUGUUUUAGGAGCCAAACUCUGAGAAGGAAACAACUAUGUCAGUCCAUUUUCCAGGUGUUUACUAUGUGUUAUGAUGAUCAAGGAAAUUCUUUUGGAGAAUAGUUUUAUGAUUUUGAUAUCCACUAAUAUAUUUAAUAAGUGUGAGCUAGAUUGUUAUCUUUUUACUCAAUGGCAGUAAACAAAAUCCUUACAAAGGAUAAUAAAAUAUGCACAUGUAGUAAUACUGAGGAGAGGAGGGGCGUGAUGUAUUAUGAUGUAUGCAACCUAUUCUUCAAUAUGUAUUUCAAGAGAGCAAGAGAUUAACGAUGCA
Messenger RNA from Kogia breviceps (pygmy sperm whale), 4289 nucleotides. Lineage: Eukaryota; Metazoa; Chordata; Mammalia; Artiodactyla; Physeteridae. The record is from RefSeq and is a predicted model, not a curated record.